GAUUGUGACCCAGCAGGAAAGCAGGGGAGUAGAAAGAGGAGGCCCCUGGCAAGGCACUGGCACCCCAAGCCACCCAUCAUGACGCUGGGCUUGGAGCAGGCGGAGGAGCAGCGUCUGUACCAGCAGACGCUCCUGCAGGACGGGCUCAAGGACAUGCUGGACCACGGCAAGUUCCUCGACUGUGUGGUGCGGGCCGGUGAGCGCGAGUUCCCGUGCCACCGCCUGGUGCUGGCCGCCUGCAGCCCCUACUUCCGGGCGCGCUUCCUGGCCGAGCCUGAGCGCGCGGGCGAGCUGCGCCUGGAGGAGGUGUCCCCGGCCGUGGUGGCGCAGGUGCUGCACUACCUGUACACGUCGGAGAUCGCGCUGGACGAGGCGAGCGUGCAGGACUUGUUCGCCGCGGCGCACCGCUUCCAGAUCCCGUCCAUCUUCACCAUCUGCGUGUCCUUCCUACAGAAGCGCCUGUGUCUCGCCAACUGCCUGGCCGUCUUCCGCCUCGGCCUCCUGCUCGACUGCGCGCGCCUGGCCGUGGCCGCCCGCGACUUCGUCUGCGCGCGCUUCUCGCUCGUGGCGCGCGACGCCGACUUCCUCGGGCUCUCGGCCGACGAGCUCAUCGCCAUCAUCUCCAGCGACGGCCUCAACGUGGAGAAGGAGGAGGCCGUGUUCGAGGCGGUGAUGCGGUGGGCGGGCAGCGGCGACGCCAAGACGCAGGAGGAGCGCCAGCGCGCGCUGCCCACCGUCUUCGAGAGCGUGCGCUGCCGCCUGCUGCCGCGGGCCUUCCUGGAGAGCCGCGUGGAGAAGCACCCCCUCGUGCGCGCCCAGCCCGAGCUGCUGCGCAAGCUGCAGAUGGUGAAGGACGCGCACGAGGGCCGCCUCACCGUGCUGCGCAAGAAGAAGAAGGACACGGGGCAGGAGGCAGCCGGGGCCAAGGCUGCUGGCAAGGGCACGGGCGAAGCCAAGGCGGAGGACGACGAGGAGGAGGCUGAACGCAUCAUCCCCGGGAUCCUCAAUGACACUCUGCGCUUUGGCAUGUUCCUGCAGGACCUCAUCUUCAUGCUCGGUGAGGAGGGGGCCGUGGCCUAUGACCCAGCGGCCAACGAGUGCUACUGUGCCUCGCUCUCCACCCAGAUCCCUAAGAACCACGUCAGCCUUGUGACCAAGGAGAACCAGGUCUUUGUGGCUGGGGGCCUCUUCUACAACGAGGACAACAAGGAGGACCCCAUGAGUGCUUACUUCUUGCAGUUUGACCACCUGGACUCCGAGUGGCUGGGGAUGCCGCCGCUGCCCUCGCCGCGCUGCCUCUUCGGCCUGGGAGAGGCUCUCAACUCCAUCUACGUGGUCGGCGGCCGAGAGCUCAAGGACGGCGAGCGCAGCCUAGACUCGGUCAUGUGCUACGACCGGCAGUGAGCAGGGGCCG
Messenger RNA from Leptonychotes weddellii (Weddell seal), 1414 nucleotides. NCBI's taxonomy places the organism in Eukaryota, Metazoa, Chordata, Mammalia, Carnivora, Phocidae. The record is from RefSeq and is a predicted model, not a curated record.